AUGAAGUACAUUCACAGCUCCGAGUCGCUGACCAUCCCCGAGGGUGUCAAGGUCUCCAUCAAGACGAGGGUUGUCACCGUUGAGGGUCCCCGCGGCAAGCUCACCAAGGACCUUGGCCACCUCGCGGUUUCCUUCACCCACCCCAAGAAGAACGUCAUCAACAUUGAGCUCCACCAUGGCAUCCGCAAGAGCAUCGCCACCCUCCGCACCGUCCGCACCAUCAUCAACAACUUGAUCAUCGGUGUUACCAAGGGCUUCAAGUACAAGAUGCGCUACGUCUACGCCCAUUUCCCCAUCAACGUCAACAUCGACAAGAACAACGAGACUGGCCUUUUCGAGGUUGAGAUCCGUAACUUCUUGGGCGAGAAGUAUGUCCGCAGGGUCGUCAUGCACCCCGGUGUCGACGUCGAGGCGUCGAAGAACGUCAAGGAUGAGCUCCUGCUCACCGGUAACGACAUCGAGAACGUUUCGCAGAGCGCCGCAGACAUCCAGCAGAUCUGCCGUGUGAGGAACAAGGAUAUCCGUAAGUUCUUGGACGGUCUGUACGUCUCGGAGAGGGGCAACAUCAUUGAGGAGUAA
Molecule: messenger RNA, 579 nt
Organism: Diplodia corticola
Lineage: Eukaryota; Fungi; Ascomycota; Dothideomycetes; Botryosphaeriales; Botryosphaeriaceae
Product: 60s ribosomal protein l9
Exons: 5
Coding region: 1-579 (192 amino acids)
Biological process (GO): cytoplasmic translation
Cellular component (GO): cytosolic large ribosomal subunit; ribosome
Molecular function (GO): rRNA binding; structural constituent of ribosome
Source: RefSeq, a predicted model, not a curated record